This is a messenger RNA of Acanthosepion pharaonis, 2220 nucleotides long. NCBI's taxonomy places the organism in Eukaryota, Metazoa, Mollusca, Cephalopoda, Sepiida, Sepiidae. The record is from the annotation of a GenBank genome assembly.
AUGCGUUCUUGCAAUGAUCAAAGUUCUUGUCAGAUCCGUUCACCAAACAAUGUAAAUUAUGUUUGCAUAAAACGCAAAUUUGAAAGAUCAACAUGCACUCAAUUGAAACCUAGCAAUCCAAGUGUUACUCAAACUGGCUGCUACAUUGGGAAAAAUAUGCGACAUUUUCAAAUCAGUCUUCCAAAAUAUGUCACAUUUACGGUUUCAAGUUUGGAUCAUGGAAACAAUUCUUCAUCAAAGGAAACACCAAAGAACUGUUUACCUGUUGAUAAAGUGAUCAUCAUUUUGGUGGCUAUUGUGAUUGUUUUGAUGAUGAUUAAUAUCGUGCUGGUAGCUUUCAUCUUUUACAGACAGAAAGCAAACAAGACCACAAAAGCUGUAACUACCAAUAGCACCUUUUUUCUCUUUCACUCAUUUUCUUCUUUUAUUUUCUCUUUCAUCUUAUUUCCUUCGCUUAUUUCUCGUUUUCUUUUUCACUUGUUUUCAUCGCUUAUUUUCUUUCUCUUAUAUUCUCCUUCACUUUUCUCUUUCACUCAUUUUCUUCUCCUAUUUUUCUCUUUUUCUCCCUCACCUAUUUUCUCUUUCACUCAUUUUCUUCUAUUUUCUAUCUCACUUACCUUCUCUUAUUUUCUCUUCCAUUUAAUUUUCUUCUCAUAUUUUUCCCGAAGAAAUAAAUGUAUCUUUUCUUCCCCAAAUCCUAAAGAAUAUUUAAUUUUAUUUUUCUUGUCAGAUGAAAGAUUUAUAAAAACCGCAAAUGGACCGAAAACAAUUCAUUGUGAUCACAAUUCUUUCUUUUUCACAAAUGCUACAAAAUACAUGCGUUCUUGUAAUGAUCAAAGUUCUUGUCAGAUCCGUUCACGCCAUUAUGUAAAUUAUGUUUGCAUAAAACGAAAAUUUGAAAAAUCAACCUGCACUCAAUUGACACAUCACAAUCCAAAUGUUAAUCAAACUGGCUGCUACAUUGGGAAUUUUACUCGAACUUUUGAAAUCAGUCUUCCAAAAACUGGCAGUAAAAUAUUCCAUGUUUUUGUACUUUAUAAACACUUUUUUUCUCUUUCACUCAUUUUCUUCUUUUAUUUUCUCGUUCGCUUAUUUCCUUCGCUUAUUUCUCGUUUUCUUUUCACUUGUUUUCAUCGCUUAUCUUCUUCUUUUAUAUUCUCUUUCACUUUUCUCUUUCCUCAUUUUCUUCUCCUAUUUUCUCUCUCAACAAACCUUUUCUCUUAUUUUCUCUUUCAUUCUUUAUUCUAUUUUUUUCUUUCGUUCAUUUUCUUCUCUUUUUUUCUCCUUCACUUAUUUUCUCUUCCUCUUCUUUUAUUUUCUCUUUCACUUAUUUUCUUCUUUUAUUUCUUCCUUCAUUCAUUUUUUCUCUUUUUCUCCCUCACUUUUUUCUCUUUCACUCAUUUUCUUCUAUUUUCUCUCUCACUUACUUUCUCUUAUUUUCUCCUUCAUUUAAUUUUCUUCUCUUAUUUUUCCCGAAGAAAUAAAUUUAUCUUUCCUUCUCCAAAUCCUAAAGAAUAUUUUAUUUUAUUUUUCUUGUCAGAUGAAAGAUUUAUAAAAACCGCAAAUGGACCGAAAACAAUUCAUUGUGAUCAGAAUUCUUUCUUUUUCACAAAUGAUACAAAAUACAUGCGUUCUUGUAAUGAUCAAAGUUCUUGUCAGAUCCGUUCACGCCAUUAUGUAAAUUAUGUUUGCAUAAAACGAAAAUUUGAAAAAUCAACCUGCACUCAAUUGACACGUCACAAUCCAAAUUAUGUUCUCUAUGCGGAUAAAUCGAAUAAGAAUAUUAUGUUGCCGUGUUCUGCAUUUUGCUAUUAUAAAUGCAGAUCUCCAUGUCGAAUUAUUAUCGAUGAAGAUUCUAGGAUCCUUUUUAAAGUUUCCGACAAAAGUGAAGAAGAUUUCAGAGAAUUCUUCAUGGAAGAUAAUCCCAAGACAACAUUUGAGAGAAAAGAUGAAGCAUUUACAGUUUCAAGUUUGGAUCAUGGAAACAAUUCUUCAUCAAAGGAAACACCAAAGAACUGUUUACCUGUUCAUAAAGUGAUCAUCAUUUUGGUGGCUGUUGUGAUUGUUUUGUUGAUGAUUAAUAUCGCGCUGGUAGCUUUCAUCUUUUACAGACAGAAAGCAAACAAGACCACAAAAUCUGUAACUGCCAAAAGCACGUAUGAAAUUCCGUUGAAUGAAAAUGAUGCAAACGACUUAAAUACUUAUGAAAACCUAAACUGA